Molecule: messenger RNA, 1039 nt
Organism: Argiope bruennichi
Lineage: Eukaryota; Metazoa; Arthropoda; Arachnida; Araneae; Araneidae
Product: regulator of nonsense transcripts 3A-like
Exons: 8
Coding region: 202-906 (234 amino acids)
Biological process (GO): nuclear-transcribed mRNA catabolic process, nonsense-mediated decay; positive regulation of translation
Cellular component (GO): nucleolus; cytoplasm
Molecular function (GO): mRNA binding
Source: RefSeq, a predicted model, not a curated record
UGGUUGUCCCGUCGGGACAACUAUUAGCCAUUGUCCCGACACGUUGUCUCAACUGUUCACACGGGGACAAUAGAGGGACAACAGUAGAGAGACAACGUUUGCGCGCAAUAAAAAGCCUCGUGUGAACCCACCUUAAGAGCGUCACGUGGCGGGUUUGUUUGAAUUGUGUUGCUGAAAUUUAUACUUAGCUCAUUUGGAAAGAUGGCAGAAGAAAGUUCUUAUUGUUACUUCUUUGAAGAUGAGUAUUCAGAGAGUGAAGAUGACGAAGGAAUACUUUCUUUUGAAAAGAUUCCCCGGCAUAUAUGUCGGAUAAUCAAAGAAAAUGCUCAUGAUCCUCAAACAAUUGAGGAUAUGUCUGAAAGUGAGGAAGAAGAUGAGAAUCUUCCUCCUACAAAGGUGAUUAUUCGUCAUCUACCUCCUGAGAUGACUGGAAAAAUUUUUUUCCAACUUGUGUCUCCUUUGCCUGCCCACGAUUACAAAUAUUUUGUAGAGGCAAGCAAGGAGCACAAUCAAAAUAUGUAUGCUACAGCAUACAUUAACUUUGCUAACAAUGAGGAUGCAGCAUUGUUUUUGAAACAAUAUGACGGUCACAUCUUCCAAUAUGGAAAAGGGGCAAAGUGUAAAGCUAUUGUUGAGUUUGCUCCUUUUGCAAAAAUUCCAAAAGGACCUUCUUCAAAAGAUCGUAUUUGUGGAUCAAUUGACGAUGAUCCUGAUUACCUGGAAUUCUUGGAAAGCCUGAAGAGGAAAAAUGCAGAAGCCUCUAAAGAUGAUGAAGUUGAGUCAGCUGCAUCAAAAGCUUUUGAUCCUUUAGUUCAUUAUAUAAACACACAAAGAACUGAAUGCAGUGCUAGAGGUAUAUAUAAACGUCCACCAAAAUAUUAUCGAAAGUGGCAGCCAAGGUACUGAUCAAUGGUGGGUUACGGGGACACAUUACAUUACUAAUGUUUUUGAAAUUUUAAUGAAAAUAUUUUGAUUUUAUAUUUUAACAUUAAAUAGAAUCAGAACAUUAAAAGAAAAAGUUAUUUUGAUCCAUCUCUUA